Messenger RNA from Serpula lacrymans var. lacrymans S7.9, 999 nucleotides. RefSeq lists its product as uncharacterized. Lineage: Eukaryota; Fungi; Basidiomycota; Agaricomycetes; Boletales; Serpulaceae. The transcript has a single exon. The record is from RefSeq and is a predicted model, not a curated record. Bases 359 to 952 code for a protein of 197 amino acids.
GGUAGAUCAACAUAUUGUUUUAAAUCAGGGAUGGGAGGACAUGUUACAAAGCAUUUCGGUCAGGACUAAACAUAUUUAAGGCGCUCCCUGCAUUCGACAAUCAGCACCCACUGCAGACGAUUGACGCUCACUUCACAUCUACCGCCAUGUCUCAACCAAUCAUCCUAUACGAUAUUCCAGCCCGAGUGCCCGGAAAUACAUUUUCUGGCAACACGUUCAAAGCAAGGCAAGUAUCGCAGUAAUUUUCUCCGUUUCUAUUCAGUGUUACUCACAUGUUCGCUCUUGCAGGUACACGCUUGCCUACAAAGGUUUGGCCUACAAGUCCGUCUGGAUUGAAUCGCCCGAUAUCGAAGAGCGGAUGAAGGCCAUCGGAGCCAAACCUACCGGGCUCAAACCUGACGGAAGCGACUUAUACACCGUCCCUGCUAUCCAGGACCCUUCCACAGGCGCUGUUGUCUCCGACUCUUUUGCCAUCGUAGAAUAUCUCGAGAAGACAUACCCAUCGACACCCGCCAUCUUCCCCCACAGUUCUGAAGCUCUCAUGAGCGCCUUCGAUUUCGCUAUCAUUAACGUCAUCAUCCCUGUGUUCCCAGUAGUGAGCGUCAUGGCUGCCCCGAAGUUGCAUCCCAGAAGCGAGCAGCGUUUCAAGGAGCAGGCUGAGCUUAGGUUUGGUGUCAAGUGGGAGGAUAUUUCACCCGUAGGCCCAAAGCGAGACGCGGACUGGAAAAACGUAAAGGAGGCGUUCGGGAUCAUCGAUGGGUGGUAUUCAAAGAGCGGUGGUAAAUGGAUCAUGGGAGACACGUUCUCCUAUGCGGAUAUCCUCGUAGCUGCCUGGAUGAGGUGCUUCAGCGUUGCCUUUGAUAAGGACCAAUGGGAGGAGAUGAAAUCUUGGAAUGGCGGACGCUGGGGCGACAUAGUUGAAGAGAUUAACAGGCAUUCCAUUCUGGACUAGUGGAUGAGCGUAAAAAAUAUCUGAACAGCCAUGUGCUUACCUUACUU